Messenger RNA from Thelazia callipaeda (thelaziosis nematode), 552 nucleotides. Lineage: Eukaryota; Metazoa; Nematoda; Chromadorea; Rhabditida; Thelaziidae. The record is from the annotation of a GenBank genome assembly.
AUGCCAGAUACUGUCAGUCACCAACUUAGCACUACAAAUGUACACAUUCAAAAUAAUCCACGGAUACAAGUGUGGAUUUUAGCAUUCACUUUAUUGCAUCUAAUGUCACCUUCGAGGUGUUUCAUACAACUCACAUAUCACGACAAUGCAGCUAAUGCGGUCCUCACAAACGAUUUGCUGCUAAUGAAGCUGUUGAAACGAUCAGGAGGACAAAAUUGGGCGGCAAUUGAUCCAAAAUGUGGAAUUUACCGACAUCAGACAUUGCAUGCUAUUAUGGAUCGGGUUUGUGAACUUUGCCACGAGAUGUUUUCCUACAAAGAGAAUAGUCUACGAGCUGAAUGCCGGUCCCAACACGCUGCAGAUGGCGCUUUUAAACAAAAGAACAUAGUAUUGAAAAAACACGCUGUCAAUAAAUUUUCGUUAAAUAAUAAUGCGCGAAUUGAAUGCAUAAUUUUUUUCAGUGAAAACUGCUUCCGCAACAAAAAAUUCCGUAAAUGCCUACAGAUCUUCUCUCCAUCAAUUAAUGCGGCAGAAAACACACAUAUGGUGUGA